This is a messenger RNA of Onychomys torridus (southern grasshopper mouse), 1858 nucleotides long. It is a transcript of the gene Xrcc5, whose product is annotated as X-ray repair cross complementing 5. The transcript is spliced from 16 exons. Gene Ontology annotation, cellular component: Ku70:Ku80 complex. Gene Ontology annotation, biological process: cellular response to X-ray; telomere maintenance; cellular response to gamma radiation. The record is from RefSeq and is a predicted model, not a curated record. Lineage: Eukaryota; Metazoa; Chordata; Mammalia; Rodentia; Cricetidae. Gene Ontology annotation, molecular function: double-stranded DNA binding; telomeric repeat DNA binding. Bases 72 to 1622 code for a protein of 516 amino acids.
GAACUGAGUUGUGACCACUGUAGGUUUCCGUCCGGAAAAAAAAAUAAGCAAACCGCCCGUGGACCAGCAACAUGGCGUGGUCCGGUAAUAAGGCGGCUGUUGUGCUGUGUAUGGACGUGGGGGUUGCCAUGGGUAACUCCUUCCCUGGUGAAGAAUCCCCGUUUGAACAAGCAAAGAAAGUGAUGACUAUGUUUGUCCAGCGACAGGUAUUUUCUGAGAGCAAGGAUGAGAUUGCUUUAGUCCUCUUUGGUACGGACAGCACUGAUAACGCCCUUGCUGGUGAGGACCAGUAUCAGAACAUCACAGUGCGCAGACACCUGAUGCUACCAGAUUUUGAUUUGCUGGAAGACAUCGGAAGCAAGAUCCAGCUGGGCUCUCGACAAGCUGACUUCCUGGACGCCCUGAUUGUGUGCAUGGAUUUGAUUCAGCGAGAAACCAUAGGAAAGAAGUUUGGGAAGAAGCAUAUUGAAGUGUUCACUGACCUCAGCAGCCCCUUCAGCCAAGAUCAACUGGAUGUUAUAAUUUGUAACUUGAAGAAGUCUGGCAUCUCCCUGCAGUUCUUUCUGCCCUUUUCGAUCGGCAAGAACGGUGAGACUGGGAGCAGAGGAGAUGGCGGCUUGGGCUUGGACCACCACGGACCCUCCUUUCCUCAAAAAGGAAUUACUGAGCAGCAAAAGGAAGGCAUCCGCAUGGUGGAGAGGGUGAUGAUGUCUUUGGAAGGUGAAGAUGGGCUGGGAGAAAUCUAUUCCUUCAGUGAGAGUCUACAGCAGCUGUGUGUCUUUAAGAAGAUUGAGAGGCGCUCCAUGCCCUGGCCCUGCCAACUGACCAUCGGCCCCAAUUUGUCUAUAAAGAUUGUAGCCUAUAAGUCGAUUGUACAGGAGAGAGUUAAGAAGACCUGGAUAGCAGUGGACGCAAGGACCCUAAAGAAGGAAGAUAUACAAAAAGAAACCGUUUAUUGUUUAAAUGACGACGAUGAAACUGAAGUUUCCAAAGAGGACACCAUUCAAGUUCUGGACCGCACCCGUGAGAUGGUGCCAUCCUCUUUCAGGGUGGGUCUCCCUACCUCACUUAUCCUGGUGCAGGAACUUCCUCACAGGCACGAAGAAGGGCCUGCUGCUAAAAAAUGUAAGACUGAGAAAGAAGAAAGUCACAUCAGUGUCUCCAGCCUGGCUGAAGGGAAUGUCACCAAGGUCGGAAGUGUGAAUCCUGUUGAAAACUUCCGUGUUCUAGUGAGACAGAAGAUUGCCAGCUUUGAGGAAGCGAGUCUCCAGCUAAUAAGUCGCAUCGAGCAGUUUUUGGAUACCAAUGAGACACUGUAUUUUAUGAAGAGUAUGGAGUGCAUCAAAGCUUUCCGGGAGGAGGCCAUUCAGUUUUCAGAAGAGCCUCGCUUCAACAGUUUCCUGGGAGCCCUUCGAGAGAAAGUGGAAAUGAAACAAUUAAAUCAUUUCUGGGAAAUCGUGGUUCAGGAUGGAGUUACUCUGAUCACCAAGGAUGAAGGCCCGGGAAGCUCUGUCACAACUGAGGAAGCCACAAAGUUUCUGGCCCCCAAAGACAAAACGAAAGAAGACGCAGCAGAGCUUGAAGAAGGUGGUGAUGUGGAUGAUUUACUGGACAUGAUAUAGACCAUGGAUGUGUCGGGAAUCCAAGAGUGCCAUCUCCAUGUUGCUGAGAGCUCUGACAGAGAGCAUCCUGGAAGCCAUUCAGGGGGACCCGAAGCUCUGGCGAUCAUCUCAGCAGACAACUUGGGAGCGAAUCACCCCAAGUCUCUACAGAGUGACCACAUACACAUAUAUUACAAUGAAUAACUUAGACCCUAUCGAAAUUUAUAAAGAGUGACUAUUUUCUGUUUGGCAUAUUA